AUGUCCGGUGAUUGCUCGAUUAUUGACUGGUUUGAGAAGAUCCAAAGUUGUCCAGAUCAUCAGGUUCAUGCACACUUUGCAUCGCUAGCAUGGAGUAUUUGGUACUCGAGAAAUUUGCUUAUUUUUCAGCAAAAGGAAAUCUCCCACAUGGAGUGUUUGGUGAUUGCAAAUCAAGCGUGUUGGAAGCCCCCUCUGCGUGCGAGUACUCAACAUCAACAAGCGGUAACUGUUACUUGUGAUAGAGAAGGACAGCGGAAGAUUUCAUGUGAUGUGGCGUGGAAUGGAUGGAAUGGGAUUGGGAUUGGUGUGGUGAUGACAACGGAGGAUAGUGGUGUGGUGGGAUGCAGGUACGGAUUCAUUCAAGGGAAUUUCUCGGUGCUGGAAGGGGAAGCUUUGGCACUUCUUGAAGGCAUGUAUUUAGGUCGGGAACACGGAGUUGAAGACGUUAUCUUCGAAACUGAUAGCCAAUCUCUUUAUUGGUUGUUACAUAAGCGAGAGGAUGAUCUUUCCUACUUGGGAAACACGCUGCGAGAUAUCAACAGGGAGAUGGAUUCUUUUAGCCUUGCAAUGCUCAGCUGGACGCCCAGAGAUGGAAACUUUGUUGCUGACAAGCUUGCUUCUUUUGCUUUAUGUAAUUUUUCUUCUCUUUCGUCUGCUUUGGUUCUAUCUUUUGAUGUAAACAUUCUUUUUGCUUAA
Molecule: messenger RNA, 696 nt
Organism: Salvia miltiorrhiza (redroot sage)
Lineage: Eukaryota; Viridiplantae; Streptophyta; Magnoliopsida; Lamiales; Lamiaceae
Exons: 1
Coding region: 1-696 (231 amino acids)
Molecular function (GO): nucleic acid binding; RNA-DNA hybrid ribonuclease activity
Source: RefSeq, a predicted model, not a curated record